This is a messenger RNA of Aspergillus bombycis, 2268 nucleotides long. RefSeq lists its product as uncharacterized. The transcript has 7 exons. Gene Ontology annotation, molecular function: DNA binding; DNA-binding transcription factor activity, RNA polymerase II-specific; zinc ion binding. Lineage: Eukaryota; Fungi; Ascomycota; Eurotiomycetes; Eurotiales; Aspergillaceae. Gene Ontology annotation, biological process: regulation of DNA-templated transcription; DNA-templated transcription. The record is from RefSeq and is a predicted model, not a curated record. Bases 1 to 2268 code for a protein of 755 amino acids.
AUGCUCGGCAGUUCCCCCUCAACAGUGGGGAAGCAGAAACGGCGAGCCGCAAUUGCCUGUGAAUAUUGUCGCCAGAAGAAGCUGAGAUGCAGUACCGGUCGCCCGAAAUGUCAGCAUUGUGAUGCGCGCGGAAAGGAGUGUACAUAUAUCGAGCAAGUGAAGCUGCCACGGCCAUCCAAAGCCCGCAUCACGCGUUUGGAAGAGGAGAACCGGCGACUUACUGAUGCUAUAGCGGGCCUGAAGCAACGGAUUGAUUUACAAUAUGGAGACAAACUACCAUCGACCACUGCAGCUUGUCAGUCACAACACCGAGAUCCGAUAUAUCCCUCAACAGUAAGGACCGAUGCAAGUGCCGGCCAUGGGGCGGUCUGCUCGCCGACGGAUAAUUCGGGUUUGCGGAUCAGGCAAUGGGCUGCUACUUCUGACACUGUUGAGCGAUCACAUGGACCAACAAGCGCUGUCGCCGAUGAGAUAACAUCGAAUCACGCUAUGAGAAAGCGAGGAGGGUCUCAGCCGCAAGAAGAACAGGAUACUAUCCAAAAUCAAUUAGUGGCGAACGCUGCCCGGUUGCGUCAGCUCGAAAAGUUCAACUUCAACACUAACAGCUACGACUUUGACGGUCUCAAUCCCGAGUUAGCCAUGCACCUGCUAUCAUUGUACUGGGAUCGACAAUUAGACGUAGGUGCAGUGGUGUAUCGACCAGUGUUCAUGCAGGAUAUGGCAUGCAGUGGACCAUACUUUUCGAAACUCCUUUUGAAUGCAAUAUACUUUACAGCUUCGAAAUAUUCGCCCCGCCUAGAGGUGCGAGAUGACAGGAGUGACCCACUGUCUGUUGGGCGCAUGUUUCGACGAAGGAUCACGCACUUGCUUAGCGACCAUAUUACUCGGAGCGAGAUCACCACCAUACAAGCAUUGCUUCUACUGGCGUCUUCGUUGUUCAGUUGGUGUGACGAAAAGAGCCUGGCUUGGCUCUACUCAGGCAUGGCUAUCAAUAUGAUAACGGACUUGGGCAUCCAAAUAGAUAAUCGAAUUUACCGGAAGGGUCACAGCUUAUCCCCUGAAGAGGCUGAAGUUCGGAGAAGAGUCUUUUGGGGUGCUUACGUUCUUGACAAGUGUCAGUCGCUCUACCAAGGAAGGCCGAUCCGGUUGCGAGAGGCGGAUUCAGCAAUUCCUUUAGGCUGCCUAGAUGAAUACGAGGAGUAUGACCUAUUCGAUUCCGCAUCGUACGGGAGCUCUAUAGCAUUGCCCCCUGCUCCAGCACAUACUGUUUCGAUUUUGAAAAGAUAUUGUUCUUUGUCUAGCAUCAUGUCCCGCAUCUUGGACACGCUAUAUACGGAGUGCAGUACUUCCAGAGAUCCAGUCAUCCUCUUCGAAUGUUCAACGUCUCUGAACCACAGAUUACAGUCAUGGUAUGAGGAGCUGCCUUCAGGCCUCACUGUUGGGACGAUGGGUUCUUCCACUACCACCACCGCAUCCCCGCACAUUCUUACGUUGACUGCAUUAUACCAUACGUUGAAAAUCCUGCUCCAUCGUCCAUUCGUGUCCGACGGCCAUCUACGAAGCGCAUCACCGUCAGUUGCAGGCAUAGCCUUCGAGGCCUGUGCAACUGCUGCUAACGCGAUACAUGAAACACUGGGCAUCUAUGGGAGGUCGUUUUCGAUACAACUAGCCCCGUACAGUAUAUCCUACGCUACGUACGUAAGCGCCACGAUUCAUGCUCGCAUGGCUGCACAUAGCCCUGCAGAUUCUCAUGCCCACAACUGUCUUCAAAAUUGCCUCUCAAUCUUGAGAGAGCAUCAAAGGCUAUAUUUAGGACCAAAGCGUGCCUUAGGGGUUAUAUUAAACCUAAUCAAAGUGAUGAACAUCGUUAUCGAUGAUUCAACUGCCCCAGUCUCGAGUCCGAAUGAAACAAUUGCGCCUGUAACCUACCAAGGGGACGACAUGCGACACGCAAGACAUCAUGCUGGCCACCACGCAAGACUCUUUCAGACCCAAAACCAGUCACUCAGCCUGGAUCAUGACGUACAAAAUGCAUUCCCAGCCUAUGACAUUGACUGGAUCAUUCAAAGUUUCGACGUUCCCCAGCCGGUCAACCUGCGACACCUCGAGGGGGAGCCGACGCAGAACGAUCAUUCUCGGCACGCUCCCUCUGCGGAUUAUCUAGAUUUCUCCGUACCACUGGAUCCACUGUUCGGUCUGGAUAAUUUUGAUGAAGUUGGUGAGGAUCUUCGUGCCGCUGUUGGUGUCAACGCCGGUGUUGUGGUGUAG